GAAUAAAAUUGUUUACAUUAAAAGAGACUGCAUUCAAUCAUAUUCUUCAGAUGACAGCUGUCACGCUCCAGGUGUCUUGUUCUAAAACGAGCAGAACGUACCAGCAGUAUCAAUUCUUGAAAUCAGGAAGGAAAAUACAUUAAACAUACUAUUCUAUUAUUAAAUAUUCCAGAAUGCAAAUGAUCAAUGAAAUAGCGCCUUGACAUAGCGCGGCUGGAACAAAUUAUAUCAAAACAAUAGAGGAUAACCUAUUAACACUUAAUUGUAAAUACAGAAUACAAUUGAUUUAUAAUUGUAACUAAAUUAAAUACAUCAUACAUAAUUUAUUCACACUUUCAACGAUGUUGGAACGCAAAGAUCCAGAAGGAAACUUAUACGUUUUUAAUGAAGAAGAUUUACCGUAUGAAGAGGAAAUCUUAAGAAAUCCUUAUUCUGUGAAACAUUGGCAACGUUAUAUAGAUCAUUUAAAAAGCACUAAAAGUAGUAAUUUAAAUAUUGUAUACGAGCGUGCGUUAAAAGAACUUCCUGGAAGUUAUAAGUUAUGGUACAAUUACCUACGUCAACGUGUGAGCCAAUUGAAGGGAAGAUGUAUAACAGAUCCUCUUUACGAAGAUGUAAAUAAUGCAUUCGAACGUGCAUUAGUUUUUAUGCAUAAAAUGCCUCGAAUUUGGAUGGAUUAUUGUACAUUGAUGACUGAACAAUGUUAUAUUACACGUACUCGUCAAGUUUUUGAUCGUGCGCUUAGAGCUCUUCCUAUCACUCAGCACCAUCGAAUAUGGCCAUUGUAUAUUGAAUUUUUAAAGAAACAUAAUGUAUAUGAGACUGCUAUUAGAGUUUUUAGAAGAUAUCUGAAGUUAGCUCCGGAAGACACAGAAGAAUAUAUUGAGUAUCUAAUAUCAAUUGGUAAACUGGACGAAGCGGCUGUAAAACUAGCACAGAUUGUUAAUCAAGAUGAUUUUGUAUCAAAGCAUGGAAAAUCAAACCAUCAACUGUGGAAUGAAUUGUGCGAUUUAAUAUCGAAGAAUCCUUCUAAAAUAAAAUCUCUUAAUGUAGAUGCUAUUAUCAGGGGUGGUUUAAGACGUUAUACUGAUCAAUUAGGGCCUUUAUGGAAUUCUUUAGCAGACUAUUACGUUCGUAGUGGUUUAUUUGAAAGGGCAAGAGACAUUUACGAGGAAGCAAUUCAGACAGUAACUACUGUUAGAGAUUUUACCCAAGUUUUUGAUGCUUACGCACAGUUUGAAGAACUUAGCCUCAGUAAACGUAUGGAAGAAGCUUCCAAGAAUCCUACUGAAGAUGAUGAUAUUGAUUUGGAAUUAAGAUUAGCACGAUUCGAACAUUUAAUGGAAAGACGUUUAUUAUUACUUAAUUCCGUGCUAUUAAGACAAAAUCCUCAUAACGUGCAAGAAUGGCAUAAAAGGGUUAUGCUUUAUGAAGGGCAACCACACGAGAUUAUCAAUACGUACACGGAAGCCGUGCAGACUGUGCAACCACAAUUAGCAGUAGGUAAACUGCAUACCUUGUGGGUUGCGUUUGGCAAAUUCUAUGAAGAAAAUGGACAAAUAGCAGAUGCCAGAGUAGUUUUCGAGAAAGCCACUCACGUACCUUAUACCAAAGUCGAUGACCUUGCUUCUGUGUGGUGUGAAUGGGCAGAGAUGGAAAUUAGGCAUGGAAAUUAUAAAGAAGCUCUAAAACUAAUGCAUCGUGCCACUGCUAUGCCGUUCCGUAAAGUAGCUUAUCACGAUGAAACCGAAACUGUACAAAUGAGAUUAUACAAAUCUUUGAAAGUAUGGUCUAUGUACGCCGAUCUGGAAGAAAGUUUUGGUACAUUUAAGACAUGUAAAGCAGUGUACGAUAAAAUCAUAGACUUAAAAAUUGCGACACCACAAAUCAUUAUUAAUUAUGGUCUCUUUUUAGAGGAAAAUAAGUACUUUGAAGAAGCUUUCAGGGCAUACGAAAAGGGAAUCGCGCUUUUCAAAUGGCCGAAUGUUUAUGAUAUAUGGAAUACUUAUCUUACUAAAUUUUUAAAACGUUACGGCGGCACAAAAUUGGAACGAACACGAGAUUUAUUUGAACAGUGCUUGGAACAUUGUCCACCGAAAUACGCCAAAGCUUUGUAUUUAUUAUACGCCAAAUUAGAAGAAGAACAUGGUCUAGCCAGGCAUGCUAUGUCCGUGUAUGAACGUGCGACAAGCGCUGUUCUUCCGGAAGAAAGAUUUGAGAUGUUCAACAUAUAUAUCAAGAAAGCAGCAGACAUAUAUGGCGUUCCAAAAACGAGACAGAUUUACGAAAAAGCCAUAGAAGUACUUAACGAAGAGAAUACGAGAGAAAUGUGCUUGCGAUUUGCUGAAAUGGAAACGAAGUUGGGAGAAGUCGACAGAGCUAGGGCAAUAUAUGCGCAUUGCAGCCAAAUAUGCGAUCCAAGGGUAACAUCAAAUUUCUGGCAAAUAUGGAAAGAAUUCGAAGUGAGACACGGCAAUGAAGAUACAAUGCGUGAAAUGCUUCGAAUUAAACGCAGCGUUCAAGCUAUGUACAAUACCCAAGUGAACAUGAUGUCUGCUCAAAUGUUAAACAAUGCUACGAAUCCACCAUCCGAUGUACCAUUAGAUGCAAUGCGACUUCUAGAUAGUAAAACACCAAGUACAGAUAACGUUACUACGUACAAGGAUAGCAUUAAAUUCGUUCGUGGUGUAACUGAAAAAGAUGGCAAACCGGAGUCUCAAGUAAAUAAUCCAGAUGAGAUUGAUAUUGACGUAGACGAAGUUAAUGACAAUGAAGUUGAUAUAGAAGAAGAUAUACCUGUCGAGAAACAAAGUAUUCCGUCACAAGUAUUUGGUAGUUUAAAAACAACUGAAGGAGAAGACGACUAAGGCGUAGGUAAAUUAUAAUGUGCAAAAGACAAGUGAAUAAUAAAAUUCACAAUAAACAAGAUUUGUAAUUAUAUAUCUAAUACUAUCAAUCAUGCCAACACAAAUUUAUUUCUUAAAAAAAAAAAAUGAAAGAAAAAAAUAAAUAGUUUGUAAAGUUCUUUUUUA
Osmia bicornis bicornis is the source of this 3032-nucleotide messenger RNA. RefSeq names its product pre-mRNA-splicing factor syf1 homolog (gene fand). The record is from RefSeq and is a predicted model, not a curated record. The coding region runs from base 342 to 2867 and encodes 841 amino acids. Gene Ontology annotation, biological process: mRNA splicing, via spliceosome; generation of catalytic spliceosome for first transesterification step. Lineage: Eukaryota; Metazoa; Arthropoda; Insecta; Hymenoptera; Megachilidae. The transcript has 17 exons. Gene Ontology annotation, molecular function: protein binding. Gene Ontology annotation, cellular component: Prp19 complex; U2-type catalytic step 2 spliceosome; post-mRNA release spliceosomal complex.